CAGGCUCUGAACCUGAGGACACUCCAACUUCCCCCAGGCCCUGGCCAGAGCUCCAUCUUACCAGGUUUUGGGGGGAAGAUAACUUGAGGAGUCGGCUGAGAGCUUUAUCUUUGCCCCUGUGAUGGGUGGCCUGUGGUUUCCUGCCAAUAACUCCUGCUUCCGGAGGCCCAACAGGGCCCGCGCAGAGCCAGGAGGGGCAGUGGGGCUGGGCCUGGGUGGCCCCACCAGCCCCGCCCCGUCUAUCUUUGGGAAUUUAUUUGUCCAUGGGCGAGGCUGGUCUGCAGUCUAUUGCCUUCCAGGGGCCAAGAGCUGCUCUGACCGCCCAGGGAUUCUCUCUCCACCCAAGUGCCUCCAGCUGACCUCUGGCUGCUGUCCUCUGGCCCCAUCUGCACUGCCCCGCUCUUCCCAAGGGGCCAGGAAGCCCCCAGAAGCUCUGUCAUCAACGUGGGUGGUGGCACCCGGCUCACCCUCAGAGCAGCGGCCGUGCAGGGGGCUCGGUUCUGAGCCCCAGCCGGCCCACCAUGGCACGGCGGUUCCAGGAGGAGCUGGCCGCCUUCCUCUUCGAGUAUGACACCCCCCGCAUGGUGCUGGUACGCAACAAGAAGGUGGGCGUUAUCUUCCGACUGAUCCAGCUGGUGGUCCUGGUCUACGUCAUCGGGUGGGUGUUCCUCUACGAGAAGGGCUACCAGACCUCGAGCGGCCUCAUCAGCAGCGUGUCUGUGAAACUCAAGGGCCUGGCCGUGACCCAGCUCCCUGGCCUCGGCCCCCAGGUCUGGGACGUGGCUGACUAUGUCUUCCCAGCCCAGGGGGACAAUUCCUUCGUGGUCAUGACCAAUUUCAUCGUGACCCCAAAGCAGACUCAAGGCUACUGCGCAGAGCACCCAGAAGGGGGCAUAUGCAAGGAUGACAGUGGCUGUACCCCUGGGAAGGCCAAGAGGAAGGCCCAAGGCAUCCGCACGGGCAAGUGUGUGGCCUUCAACGACACCUUGAAGACAUGUGAGAUCUUUGGCUGGUGCCCGGUGGAGGUGGAUGACGACAUCCCGCGCCCUGCCCUUCUUCGAGAGGCCGAGAACUUCACUCUUUUCAUCAAGAACAGCAUCAGCUUCCCACGCUUCAAGGUCAACAGGCGCAACUUGGUGGAAGAGGUGAAUGCCGCUUACAUGAAGACCUGCCUCUAUCACAAGAGCCUGCACCCCCUGUGCCCAGUCUUCCAGCUUGGCUACGUGGUGCAAGAGUCAGGCCAGAACUUCAGCACCCUGGCUGAGAAGGGCGGAGUGGUUGGCAUCACCAUCGACUGGCACUGUGACCUGGACUGGCACGUACGACACUGCAAACCCAUCUACGAGUUCCAUGGGCUGUACGAGGAGAAAAAUCUCUCCCCAGGCUUCAACUUCAGGUUUGCCAGGCACUUUGUGGAGAACGGGACCAACUACCGUCACCUCUUCAAGGUGUUUGGGAUUCGCUUUGACAUCCUGGUGGACGGCAAGGCUGGGAAGUUUGACAUCAUCCCCACGAUGACCACCAUCGGCUCUGGAAUUGGCAUCUUCGGGGUGGCCACAGUUCUCUGUGACCUGCUGCUGCUCCACAUCCUGCCCAAGAGACACUACUACAAGCAGAAGAAGUUCAAGUACGCUGAGGACAUGGGGCCAGGGGCGGAUGAGCGUGACCUCGCAGCCACCGGCUCCACCCUGGGCCUGCAGGAGAACAUGAGGACAUCCUGAUGGUCGGCCCGGGACUCCUGACUGGAUGCAGCGUGAGGCUCCAGCCUGGGGCCCUGGUGGGUCCCAGCCAGGGCAGAGGGGCCUCCCCAGGAAGUCUCCUACCCUCUCAGCCAGGCAGAUAGCAGUUUGCCAGAAGCUCAGGGUGCAUACUAGGAGAGACCUGUGCAAAUCUGAGCUCUGGCUCCAACUCCACACCCCCCAGUGGAGCCCUACCCCAGCCUCAGCCGCUCCUGGUGUGGAAGGGCUGGGACUGGGCAGGGCCCUCCCACACACCUGUACCCUAACUUUGUGCUUCUCUUUCUGGACCCUCAUUAUCCAACCCGCUGCCUCCAUUUCUCUAGAUCUGGGCUCUCCAAUGUGGCAGUCAGUAACCAUAGGUGACUAAAUUAAACUAAAAUAAAAUCAAAUGAAACCCAAAAUUCAGUUCCUCAGUUGAACUAGCCACAUUUCAACUGCUCAGUAGACACACGUGGCUAGUGGCUGCCAUACUGGACAGCUCGGGGCAUUUUCACCAUCGAAGAAAGUUCUAUUAGACAGCCCUGCUUGAGCCCUGUUUCUUCCUGGCCUUGGGGUUCCCUGGGGAAUCACUGACAAUGCAAGCUCCUGGGCCCACCGCAGACCUCCUGAACCAAAGGCUCCAGGGCUGGCCAUAUGAUCCGCGUGGAUGGCAAACUCCCUAGGCCAUUCUGGGACUGAAGUUUAAGAAGUGCUGUCCUGGAACUUUCUGACUCUAAGCUCCUGAGCGGGAGUCAGACUCAGCCCUGAGCCUGCACUGCCUGGCGGGCGCAGACACUGAACAGGGUCUCAAACACCUUCAGCGUGUGUGUUGUGUGCUCACGUGCCACACGGUGUCUCCUGCACACAACCCAGUGUACACACCACCCACGUGCACACAGCAUCCUUCCACACUGUAUGUGAACAGCUUGGGCCCUGCCAACACAACCAUCUACACACACCUACACCCCCAAGCACACAUACAUGGUCUGUGCCAUGUCACCUCCAUAGGGAAAGGCUUCUCUCCAAGCGUGCCAGGCCAGGACAGCCCUCCUAGCCAUGAAUCCUUACUCAGCUACCUCGGGUUGGGGUGGGAGCCCCAGCCAAAUCCUGGGCUCCCUGCCUGUGGCUCGGCCCCAGCUCCCAAGACCUGCCUGGCUAUGUCUGAACAGAAGGUCUGGGAGAAGCGAGGGGCGGAGCACAAUAAAGGAAAUGAGGACAAAC
Messenger RNA from Cercocebus atys (sooty mangabey), 2939 nucleotides. It is a transcript of the gene P2RX1, whose product is annotated as purinergic receptor P2X, ligand gated ion channel, 1. The record is from RefSeq and is a predicted model, not a curated record. The coding region runs from base 522 to 1721 and encodes 399 amino acids. Gene Ontology annotation, molecular function: ATP binding; purinergic nucleotide receptor activity; extracellularly ATP-gated monoatomic cation channel activity. Gene Ontology annotation, cellular component: plasma membrane; nuclear inner membrane. Gene Ontology annotation, biological process: response to ATP; monoatomic cation transmembrane transport. NCBI's taxonomy places the organism in Eukaryota, Metazoa, Chordata, Mammalia, Primates, Cercopithecidae. The transcript has 12 exons.